UUCAUCUGUCCCUGUAGUAUACAUGACAUGGCUGGGGUUCUCUCUGACCUGGCCCAGCAUUGGAAGAUACUUCCAUUGAUCAUCGUGCUUGGUAUUGGCUCAGGUUUACCUUUGGGUUACCAGAUAUCGGUGACCAGCUCAUCUUCAGUGUUUGUUAAGGAGUUUAUCAACCAGACAUGGAUAAGAAGAUAUGGAACCUUUGUCACAGAGGAAACAGUCACUCUGCUCUGGUCCACCGCAGUGUCUAUUUACAGCAUUGGGGGGUUGUUGGGAUCUCUCUUGUCUGGAUAUUUGCUGGGAAGAUAUGGGAAGAAACGGUGCCAGAUACUGAGUAACUUGGUUGGUAUUACAGCCGCCAUGUUUCUUGGAUUAUGCAAGGUAGCUGGGUCCCAUGAGAUGAUUCUGAUUGGACGGUUCCUUUAUGGCUUUACCAUAGGUUUAUCAAUGAAUAUAUAUGUUCAAUACCUGGGAGAGAUUGCCCCAAGGAACCUCCGAGGCUUCAUCAACACCACAGCCCCAGUGUUUAUGACAUCAGGGAAGCUCUGGGGCCAAAUUGUGGGACUCAGGGAGACUUUGGGGACAGAAGCACUUUGGCCCCUGAUGUUGUCAUUAAGUGGGUUUACAAAAGUACUGCAGUUGGCAAUAAUGCCAUUUUACCCAGAAACUCCCCCAUACCUCCUCCUGGUAAAAAAGGACAAGGAGCGCUGUGUGAAAGCUAUGAAAAAGUACUGGGGGAAUCACAACUACCAAGCAGAGAUUGACAACAUGCUGUCAGAAAAAGAAAUCUGUAGGACAACAAAGACCAUGAAUGUGCUGGAACUUGUACGCGAUCGCUCAAUGCGAUGGCAGCUCUAUGUUGUGAUCUGUAUUAGCCUCGCUCUCCAGCUUUCUGGGAUCAAUGCAAUCUAUUAUUAUGCAAACAGUGUGUUUGUUACAGCUGGCCUGCCUGUGGAGCAGAUCCCCUAUAUGUCUCUGGGCAUGGGGAGCUGUGAGGUUCUGUCUUCAAUGUUAUGCACUAUACUAAUUGAGCGUUGUGGAAGAAAGACUCUCUUACUGGGCAGUUAUGGACUUAUGGGUGUAAUGCUGGCUCUCCUCACUGUCACGUUGUCUCUUCAGGGAUGGUAUAGCUGGAUCCCAUACUGCAGCGCUGUCCUUAUUUUCCUUUACACUUUGUUCUUUGGUGUAGGACCAGGGGCCGUCACACUAUCUGUGGUUAUAGAAAUGUGCAGUCACUCAUCUCGCCCUGCAGUAUUUGUUAUUAUCAGUAGCCUCAACUGGAUCGGCAUGUAUGUCAUUGGAGUGGCAUUCCCUUAUGUAGUGGCCAGCCUGAAUCAAUUCUGCUUCCUCAUCUUCCUUACCUGUAUUUUAGUGUCUGGGAUAUUCCUGUUUGUCUUCCUCCCAGAGACAAAAGGGAAAUCGUUACAGCAAAUUACAGAAGAAUUUAAUCGAUUCAACUUUAGAGAAAAAAACUCCAAGGACACAGCUGAAAUUUCUGAAAAGAUAGAAACUAGUGUGUGAUCCAUGUCAUUCCACAUUUUCUUUUAUAUAACUCUGCAUCUGAGAUGGAUGAGCAGAGGAACGUGUGUAGGAAUGCAUUUUUCUUGUGAUUUAUGUCAACGUUGCACAAUAGAAAUAUUGCAAUGGGAAAAAUAGUAACAA
Spea bombifrons (plains spadefoot toad) is the source of this 1659-nucleotide messenger RNA. Its product is annotated as solute carrier family 2, facilitated glucose transporter member 11-like. Bases 28 to 1518 code for a protein of 496 amino acids. Gene Ontology annotation, molecular function: hexose transmembrane transporter activity. The transcript is spliced from 12 exons. Gene Ontology annotation, cellular component: membrane. The record is from RefSeq and is a predicted model, not a curated record. Lineage: Eukaryota; Metazoa; Chordata; Amphibia; Anura; Pelobatidae. Gene Ontology annotation, biological process: monosaccharide transmembrane transport.